Messenger RNA from Penicillium antarcticum, 1671 nucleotides. RefSeq names its product lysophospholipid acyltransferase. Gene Ontology annotation, biological process: glycerophospholipid biosynthetic process; lipid modification. The coding region runs from base 1 to 1671 and encodes 556 amino acids. The transcript is spliced from 4 exons. NCBI's taxonomy places the organism in Eukaryota, Fungi, Ascomycota, Eurotiomycetes, Eurotiales, Aspergillaceae. The record is from RefSeq and is a predicted model, not a curated record. Gene Ontology annotation, cellular component: membrane; endoplasmic reticulum. Gene Ontology annotation, molecular function: 1-acylglycerophosphocholine O-acyltransferase activity; 1-acylglycerol-3-phosphate O-acyltransferase activity.
AUGUUGCCCUAUAUAGACCAGAUAUUCGAGCUGCCAGCUCGGCUCACUGGCGCAUCAAUUGAUGAGCUCAAGCUGAUCGGCUCGUUCCUCCUCUCCUAUCCACUCGCCGCCCUGCUCAAGCGCAUCCCCGAUGGCCAGCCCUGGAAAAAGAAUGCCUUCAUCAUCGGCGUGUCGUUGUUCUACCUGGUUGGCCUGUUCGACCUUUGGGACGGUCUGCGCACCUUGAUGUACAGUGCUGCAGGCACAUACGCGAUCGCAUACUACGUGGACGGAUCUCUGAUGCCCUGGAUUGGGUUUACUUUCCUGAUGGGCCAUAUGUCGGUCAACCACAUCUCUCGCCAGAUGAUCGAUGAAGCACACUCCGUUGAUAUUACCGGCGCGCAGAUGGUUCUGGUCAUGAAGCUCACUUCGUUCUGCUGGAAUGUUCACGACGGUCGUCUGCCCCAGGCUCAGCUGUCAGAUCCGCAGAAGUACUCUGCCAUCACCAAGUUCCCCAGCAUUGUGGACUACCUGGGCUAUGUGAUGUUCUUCCCCUCGCUCUUCGCCGGCCCGUCUUUCGAAUAUGUGGACUACCGCCGCUGGAUCGACACCACACUGUUUGAAGUCCCGCCAGGAACUGACCCAUCCAAAGUGCCACCUACCCGCAAGAAGCGCAAGAUCCCUCGCAGUGGAACCCCUGCUGUCAAGAAGCUGGUUAUUGGACUGGCUUGGAUUCUUGCCUUCAUCCAGCUUGGCGCGUACUUUACCACCGACUUUGUGCUUUCAGAGUCUUUCCUGCAGUACUCUUUCCUUCGUCGUGUGUUUACUGUCCACAUGGUAGGCUUCACCGCGCGUCUGAAGUACUACGGCGUAUGGUCUCUGACCGAGGGUGCCUGUAUUCUGUCCGGCAUGGGAUACAACGGCUUCGACCAGACCACAGGCAAAGUCUUUUGGAACCGACUCGAAAACGUCGAUCCAUGGCGUCUGGAGACAGCACAAAACUCGCACGCCUACCUAGGCAGCUGGAACAAAAAUACCAACCACUGGCUGCGCAACUACGUCUACCUCCGCGUGACCCCCAAGGGCAAGAAGCCCGGCUUCCGCGCCAGCCUGGCAACCUUUGCCACCAGUGCCCUCUGGCACGGCUUCUACCCAGGAUACUACAUGACUUUUGUCCUGGGAUCAUUCAUCCAAACGGUAGCAAAGAACUUCCGCCGCUACGUCCGCCCCUUCUUCCUGACUCCAGAUGGCUCAGCCCCAAUGCCAAACAAGCGCUACUACGACAUCCUCAGCUGGCUAGCAACCCAACUGACCCUCUCCUUCACCGUUCUCCCCUUCAUCCUCCUCAGCUUCAACGACUCCAUAACCGUCUGGUCAAGAGUCUACUUCUACGGCAUCGCCAACACACUCUUCUCCCUAGUAGCCUUCGCCUCCUUCUCCCCAUUGAGGAGUUACCUCGUCUCAAGCCUGAAGCGUCGCACCCGUCCACACGUCGGCCGAACCGUCAGCACGGACUCGGUUCGUCCGCCCGUAUUGGGUCUGCCUAAUGAUCCGGAACGUGACUUGGAUGAAGCGGUUCAGGAAAUCAAAAAUGAGAUUGAGGCUAGGGGGAGACGCGGUAGUGUUGUUACCAUGCCUACUGGUGAAGAAUUGAAGGCUGCUGUUGAGGAGAAGAUCGGGCGGAAGCUGUAG